AUGGAUGACAACACAAAAAUGAUCAGAGAUCUGAUCCAGUUAUUACAAAAAAGACGGGAUGAAGUAGCAAAGCAACCAGCAGCACCUGGACAAGAUUUCUUUUCUCACCUGGCACAAAGAGAAAAAGAAAUUCAGAAACUCAAAGACCGAAUCAAGACUCUCCAAGAGACGGGAAAGAUUCCUGAACCUGCACCAAGACGAGAAACAAUUGAAUUGUUUCCUUCCGUCAGAAAACAAAAUCUACUCCCCACAGAAGGUGUACAGAUUACUUUCCCAGAACCUCCCAAACGUACUAAACCAAGUACGUAUGAAAUCUUCCUAGAAAUCAAAAAGCAGCAAGCAAAAAAGAAAGAAAAGGUGAUUGCGGAGCAAAUGGUUACUGAACCUAGUGACCAGAAGGAAGAACAAACCCAGAAAAAACUGGGAAAAAGACCAGUUUCUGAAGAAAAGACGCCACCAACUUCUCCACCAAAACAAACUCCAAAAUCUUUGAUGAUCCAAGAAGAUGAAAAACAAAAUCCUUUAUCAAAACUCUUAAAGGAUUAUGUAAAAUCUUCGACUCCAAAGAUUUCGGUCAUCCAAGAUCAAGAAUCCAGUGAUGAAUCUGAUGAAUCUGACAAAAGCUCAAGUUCAAAAGAAACCAGAUCUGAGUCUGAAGAAUCUGAGGAAUUAUCAUCCCAAUCGGAAAAUGAAAAUUUGGGAAAAAUACUACAGACCACCGCAAAAGUAGAAGAACCAAGUGAUGAUGAAAUGCAAGAAGAAGGUUCAUCUUCGACACAAAGACACCCUCCAAAGAGGCACUUCUCGAAGAAUUGUCCAAGGAACCAAAAAGGCAAAAAGAUUGCUCAGAUAAUGGAGAAGUCUGGAAUAAAGAUUCAAGACGAUGAUGAUAUCGAAUCUGUUUGCUCUAUUGAAGAUCAACCAUCAGAGAAAACAAUUUGUGCUAUCCCGCCAUUUACUUUCGGCUAG
This is a messenger RNA of Gossypium arboreum, 969 nucleotides long. RefSeq lists its product as uncharacterized. Bases 1 to 969 code for a protein of 322 amino acids. NCBI's taxonomy places the organism in Eukaryota, Viridiplantae, Streptophyta, Magnoliopsida, Malvales, Malvaceae. The record is from RefSeq and is a predicted model, not a curated record. The transcript has 2 exons.